This is a messenger RNA of Macaca mulatta (Rhesus monkey), 5421 nucleotides long. RefSeq names its product Mdm1 nuclear protein (gene SAXO6). Gene Ontology annotation, biological process: negative regulation of centriole replication; retina development in camera-type eye. Gene Ontology annotation, molecular function: microtubule binding. Lineage: Eukaryota; Metazoa; Chordata; Mammalia; Primates; Cercopithecidae. The record is from RefSeq and is a predicted model, not a curated record.
GAUAGACUUCUGCGUAAGAAAGCUGGAUUGACUGUUGUUCCUUCAUGUAAUGCCUUGAGAAAUUCUGAAUAUCAAAGGCAGUUUGUUUGGAAGACUUCUAAAGAAACUGCUCCAGCUUUUGCAGCCAAUCAGGUAGUUUAAUGGAUGUAAUACAUUUCUGAGUACCAUUAUCUUAUCUAGUAAUGUAGAUUUACAUAGAAUUAAGAGUUGCAAGAAAUUAGGUACUUAAGUAGCCUGGAGGUAGGUUCUAGAAAACCAAAGUGAGAAUUUUGCUAAAAUCGUCCUGUUACUUAUGAUUUAUGGUAGUAAUAUUAUACUGUCCUAGGCUACUGAUGAUCAUUGUUGCCAGAUGCAGCACAUAUACUAAAUAUGAGACAGGGUAAUGAAAACUUGGGGAACUGGUAAGUUUUUGCAUGCUAUAAGAUUUUUUUACUUAAUAAAAAAUUAUUAAAUUGAUUUUAUUCUAAAAUGUGUUUUGUUGACUAAUAUAUUGCAUGUUUUGUGUAUUCUAAGAAAAGCAUAACUGCUUUGAAUAUUUAUUUUAAUAAAUACAAAAUAUGUUGACAAUAACACAAGAUACGUAAUUUUGUCCUUAUAUCAGACAAAUAGUAAUAGGCAUUGUCGGUAUAACUAUAUUUGUAAAAUUCAGAAGCUGUAAUGAUGUGGUUUUAGAUUUCAUUAUAGUCCUGCACAGUUUUAGUGUUGAGAUACCAUUACUAAUAAAUAGUCUGUUGUUUUACUACCUUCAUCCCUUAGGCAGUUCUUAGGCUUUAAACUCUCAUUUAUGUUCUUAACAGUACUUCUAGGCAGAGACAGGAAAUACCUCCACUUGUAAUAUCCCCAGAGACCUAUAAUGGCUUAGUCUGUUUUUUCUUCUGGUCUUUGUGUUUUUCUUUAUAAAUAUACACACUUUCACACACCCUUACAUUCAUUUUCUCCUGUACAUCAGCAUUCACUUAUGUAUUGUGUAUAGCCCUAAGAACUGACGGGAUAAUUAGAUUCAGCAAGACAAUAACAUCUAGUCAUCUUACAUUAAGAUGAAAAAAACACCAGUGAUCCUAUAAAUCGUGGCAGCUUUGGGCUUAUUCAAUUUUUAAAAUACCUUUGAAAUUUAUAUAACAUUUUAAGAAGCUAUGAAGUAACAAAAUGAUAAGUACCCGUUAUUAACCUAGUGAAUAGGAUCAGUACUUCUUUUGCUUACCUACAGGGUUUUUUGGAGAUUAAGUGUAUCUAAAACAUUAUUUACAACAUAAAAAUUGUAAUUAUUCAGUUUUUUAUAGAGUGUUUGACCUUGAAGAUAGAGCUGAUUCAAAUGAAAUCAUAUCGUCAACAAAUAGGGCUUUUACAUGUCAGUGAAAGCGUUGUGUAGAAAUGUUACAUUUAUGAGAGAAAUCACUAGCGAUAUAUUCAUUGGUAGUUUUAUUGCUUUCUUUAAUGUGUUUCACAAGCUUUUUUUUUUUUUAGAAGGAAUUGCUCAUUGUUCAAAGCAUGUUGAAUUUAGAGUCUAUGGAUUGAAGAGCUUUGAGACAGCUUUCAAUGCUUGUUGAUAGGAAACCUCUAAAAAGGUUUUCCACAAUAAAAGCCAGUUUACUCCACCAUUCAAAGGUAACUCAGUCAUCCAUGAAACUGAAUACAAAAGAAAUUUCAAGGGUUUAUCUCCAGUGAAAGAACCAAAAUUAAGAAAUGAUUUGAGAGAAAACAGAAAUCUUGAAACAGUAUCUCCUGAAAAGAAGAGUAAUGAAAUAGACGAUCCUUUAAAAUUGGAAGCAGAGAUGGAAUUAAAAGACUUACACCAGCCUAAAAAGAAGCUUACUCCUUGGAAACAUCAAAGACUUGGGAAGGUGAAUUCCGAAUAUAGAGCAAAAUUUCUGAGCCCAGCUCAGUAUUUAUAUAAAGCUGGGGCUUGGACACGUGUGAAGGGAAACAUGCCAAAUCAGGGUUCUCUAAAUGCCAUGUGGUAUGCCGAGGUUAAAGAACUCCGAGAAAAGGCUGAGUUUUAUAGGAAGCGAGUUCAGGGGACACAUUUUUCUCGGGACCACCUGAAUCAGAUUCUGUCUGAUAGCAACUGCUGUUGGGAUGUCUCCUCAACUACAAGCUCAGAAGGAACCAUUAGUAGCAACAUCAGAGCAUUAGAUCUUGCUGGAGAUACUACAAGCCAUAAGACUUUGCAGAAAUGUCCUUCUACAGAACCAGAAGAAAAAAGAAAGAUCGUGGAAGAACAGCCCCAGAAAAAUACCACGGAGAAAUUGGGCGUGUCACCUCCCACUCUACCUGUUAGAAGGCGGCUGGCUUGGGAUACAGAGAACACUAGUGAAGACAUACAGAAACAGCCCAGGGAGAAAGAGGAGGAGGAGGAGGAGGAGGAAGAGGAGGAGGAUGACAAUGAGGAGAAAGGGGACAGGAAAACGGGCAAGCAGGCUUUUAUGGGAGAGCAAGAGAAGCUGGAUGUACAUGAGAAAUCUAAGGCAGACAAGAUGAAAGAAGGGUCGGAUUCUUCUUCUGUAUCCUCAGAAAAAGGAGGCCGGCUUCCUACUCCCAAGCUGAGAGAACUUGGUGGAAUCCAGAGGACUCAUCAUGAUCUCACUACUCCAGCUGUUGGUGGUGCUGUUUUAGUGUCUCCAUCUAAGAUGAAGCCUCCAGCCCCAGAACAGAGGAAAAGAAUGACCUCUCUGGAUUGUUUAGAAACUUCAAAGAAUGAUUUUACUAAGAAAGAAAGUCGUGCUGUAUCCCUACUGACUUCUCCAGCUGCUGGUAUAAAAACAGUUGAUCCUCUGCCUUUGCGGGAAGAUUCCGAAGACAAUAUCCCCAGAUUUACUGAGGCAACUCUUCCAGUUUCAAAAAUUCCAGAAUACCCAACAAAUCCCCCUGGACAGUCGCCUUCUCCACCGCAUGUUCCAUCCUACUGGCAUCCCUCUCGUCGAAUUCAGGGCUCUCUUAGAGAUCCAGAGUUUCAGCACAAUGUGGGAAAAGCAAGGAUGAACAAUUCGCAGUUACCUCAGCAUGAAGCCUUUAAUGAUGAAGAUGAGGACAGAUUGUCUGAGAUUUCUGCUCGCUCUGCAGCUUCUAGUCUCCGGGCUUUUCAGACUCUGGCACGAGCUAAGAAAAGGAAGGAGGAUUUCUGGGGUAAAACAUAAACCUAGUUGAGUUGCCUUUAUCUAAGGAAACAUUGGCAUAAUUUUUCUUUAUUGCUUACUGUGUUAAAAUUUUGAGUGUUUGAAAUUUUUCCUAACAUUUUCUAGUUUGAAAUAUUUAAUUUCCAAUAGAACGGUUUACUUGGAAAUUUUUAACAUAGGCUUAUACAAAUUUAACUUUUAACGAAUUCUUUUUACAUCUAUCCCAGAGUACAAAGACAUAGAUUAUUGAAUUCUUUACAUGUUGUAACUUUUGUAAUAGGUGUCAUGGAUAAAUUUUCACCUAUCCAGAGAAUAUUCUAAAAAGAUAAACAAAGUGAAGUAAAAGUUAAGAUCCCAGUGUGAAGUAUGUAUUUCCCUAAGAUUUGAUAUAUAUAUCUUUAUAAUUGAUGAUGUUGUAAAAUGAAUUUGUUGUUCCUUUAACCUUUGCUGUAGUGUUUCUUUUUAUUUUAGUUCCUUCUAUUCGUGUUUGCAGUGUUAAGAUAAUUGUACUUUGAAAACACCAGCUGUAUAUAUUUUUCUUAUGUAACAAAGUUGGCUGAAAGAUAUGUAUAUUUUUGAUCUUUGAGUGUAUUCUAUUUGUGUAAGGACUUUGGCUUACAUUUGAAUAAUGUCUAGAUUUUGAAAAAUUACCUGUAUAAUGGAGAAUUAAAACUCGGAAGACAUUUUGAAAUAAAAAUUGAUCAAGUGUGUUUGGCUUCUCCAGAAAGUUAUUACAUGGAACAAAUAAUUAUCUUUUAGAAGAAUUCUACUCAUAACAGGUUAAUGAAAAGAUAUACUUGUUUUGCAGCUGUCAGAAUGGAAUGGAGCCAAGUCUAUGAUAUUUUCACACAAAUGUAGGACAAAGAAUUUCCAAGGCAGACUCAUUUACAGAAAUUUAACACAAAACUUUUUUACUGUAUUUCUUCACUCACAGGACAUGUUCUGUUGUCUUACUGUUUAUCUUGCAAAUCAUGAUAAAUUUAAGUUUCUAAAAAUACGGAUUUUACAACUACGUUACGUAAAAUUUUUACAUAAUACAUAGAAAGUACUGAAGCUAAAAUAUACAGAAUAUUCAUGCUUAUUGAUUAGAAAACAAGUGAACAAUCUCUUCUAAAGUGAUAAUUUGGUCAAAAGUGCAUUUGCAAAUCAUUGGUUCACAAUAAGUUUGUUAAAGAUCCUACAUUAUCAUGAGGUUUUAAAGAACUGUAGGCAUACAAAUAUUUGCCUAUCUUCCACUGACCUUUAAACUAGUUUGUUCAUUAAAGGCUACUAAGGCAUUAAAUACGAAAAUAAAAGUUUGAAAUUAGAGUAUAACUGGACUUUAGAUCACAAAUUGGCUUCUAUACAUAUGUGCACUGAGGCAUGUUAAUUGUAAAAUAGGUUUGGAACUUAUCUCUCUAGACGAUAGAUAUAUCAUUGUCCUCUUCCUCAAAGGUUGAUUAGUCUAGUUGGUUAGGACAGAGUUUUCAAUGGCUGACCACUGAUAUAUGGUAAAUAAGUUCGAAAUUAGAGCUAGCUUGCAGGGGAUUUUGCGUAACUCAGUCUAUUUUAUCUAAGCUAUAGACGUAAAAUCUGGGUACACCCAUUAGAGUGAUCAAACCACAUGAACUUGAUCUAUCAGGUGUUAGAUGGAUUAGGAUAUAGUUCUCAUGGGGACAAGGUCAUGACCCCAGUCUCCAUGCAACAAUUUAGCUCUGCAGUUAUUGAUUGCUUCUGUUAAAAACCCUAUUCAGUGGCCCAGGGGAGAGAACAGUGUUGAGGGCCCAGUAGAGUUUUAUUGCUUACACUAAGGGCAACUCAGAAGACAUGCAUUUGAGUUGGUGAGUAGUCUUUGUUACAUGAUAACUGCCUCUUGAGAUUUGCUAGUAUUCAGGAGCUGGGAUUGCUAAUUCAAAUUUUUAUUAGUUUUAUUAAGGCAUACUUUAUAAUAACUGCAAUUGUUAAAAAUUAGAGCUUAAUGAGUUUGAAUAGAUGUACACAUCUGUGAAACUAACACAAUCAUGAUACAUUAUAUUUCCAUCACCCCAAAAGUUUCUUCAUGUUCUUUUGCAGUCAGUCUGUCCUUCUACCCCUGGUCCCCAAGACAACCAAUAAUCUGCUUUCCGUUGGUAUAAAUUAGUUUACAGGAAUUUUAUAUAAAUGGAGCCAUCCUUUAUGCCUGACUUUUAUUCAGCAUAAUAUUUUUGAGAGUCAUCCAUGUUUUGGUGUGCAUGUUGCCUCUUAAUUUAUUCACUUGCUGGUGGACUUUGGGGUUGUUUUCCGUUUGGGAUUGUAAUGAAUAAAACUGCUAUCAGUAUUGGUGUGCAAA